ACACUUCUUGCAGCUUAGCUUCUCUCUCUCUAUCUCUCUACUGCUUGUGAGUUUUCACUGGGGAUGUUUCAGAACUUUCCCUCUUUGCAUCAAAAUCCGGAAACCCGUUUCCCUAUAGAGCUACUUUAAGCUCUCAUACAAGCUACCUUUGUGGUUCGUCUAAGUUCAGCUUGUUGGCCGCCAGUUGCCUACGAGUCUUUGCGAGGGUCUUAUUCAGCUAUUCUAAUUCAGUUUGGAUUUUUUUGCACGUAGUUUUUGAAUGAAUGACGAUCUCCGUUAUCAUUUCCGCACUUGAAUUUCUUUAAGUGUACCCGUGAUCCAAUAUUCCAAUUUGAUGAGUGAUUAUUGGAUAAAAUUGCUUUAAAACUUGGUUGGCACUCGCAUCAGUAUGGAUGUAGCACAUUGCUAUUUAGAUGGCAAUGCUGAUGCUGUGGAGUUCUGUCCACACAACUCAUACCACCAUGUUUUAGCAGCCUCUACAUAUACACUGAAAGAAGGCGAUCAACCAAGUCGAUGUGGAAGCAUUUCACUCUUUAAUGUUGAUGCUGAGUUAAGCUCCCUCGACUUGGUUUAUUGUGUGGAGACUUCUGGGAUAUUUGACAUAAAGUGGAAUCCGCCAGGAGUGCAUGCUAAUUAUUUUCUGGGGCAAGCGGAUGCUGAUGGGUACUUGAGAAUUCAAAAGCUGGAGGGUUGCUGUAGUGAUGCUAAAGGGGCUUCUCUAAAAGAAGUGACCAGUGAAAAAAUCAGCAAUUCAAUGUGCCUGUACCUGGACUGGAACCCUUCAGCUACAUUAAUCACAGUGGGGCUUUCUGAUGGCUCUGUAUCUAUUGUUUCCCUCUCAGAAUCCGGGCUGGAAAUACAAGAGAACUGGAAGGCUCAUGAUUUUGAACUAUGGACAACCUCCUUCGACACUCACCAACCAAAUCUGGUAUACACUGGCUCCGAUGACUGUAAGUUCAGCGGUUGGGAUUUACGUGAUAGCCCUUCUAGAAUGGUGUUUCAGAACUCCAAAGUCCAUAAGAUGGGUGUCUGUUGCAUUGCAAAGAGUCCCCAUGACCCACAUAGCUUAUUAACCGGCAGCUAUGAUGAGUCCUUGAGGGUAUGGGACCUAAGAUCCAUUUCAAGGCCAAUUAAUGAGACUUCACUUUGUUUAGGUGGAGGAGUUUGGAGGGUGAAGCAUCACCCCUUCAUCUCUGACCUGGUUUUGGCUGCCUGUAUGCACAAUGGGUUUGCAAUUACUUCCAUCAAAGGAGGGGAAGCUCAAGUUUUGGAAACUUACAAGAAGCAUGAUUCACUUGCAUAUGGAGCAGAUUGGCAGAGAGGAGAAGCAAGCCACAGUGGCGGGAAGAAGAAACCUCUUGUGGCUACGUGCUCAUUCUAUGACAAACAUGUCCGGUUAUGGAUGCCCAAAAGUGAGUUUGUGUUGUAAGUUAGUGCCUAAAGAUAAGCCUAGUUUUCCAUUAAUGGAAUACUUGCAUCUUCAUUGAUAUUAAUUGUGCCAAAUGUCCUUUUUUUGUUUUUCCUCAUGGGGCAUAAUCUUUUUGUCCAGGUCAAUGAUGAAGCUGAUUUUUUCCCUUUCAAACAUGACUGAGUUAUGUGAAUGCCUCGUCUCCAUUGUUUGCAUAUUUUAAGCUUUGUUUUUGUUUUUAUAAAUUGAUCAUUGUCUAAUGGGUCCAUUGUUCCAACUUCCCAUGGAU
Neltuma alba is the source of this 1697-nucleotide messenger RNA. RefSeq names its product diphthine methyltransferase. NCBI's taxonomy places the organism in Eukaryota, Viridiplantae, Streptophyta, Magnoliopsida, Fabales, Fabaceae. The transcript is spliced from 3 exons. Gene Ontology annotation, biological process: protein histidyl modification to diphthamide. Gene Ontology annotation, cellular component: cytoplasm. The coding region runs from base 389 to 1429 and encodes 346 amino acids. The record is from RefSeq and is a predicted model, not a curated record. Gene Ontology annotation, molecular function: protein binding; diphthine methylesterase activity.